UUGAAGCGGGAGGCGGGUUGGUUGCGCGCGAGACGUUAGCAGCUAGCAGUAAAGACCUGACAUGUUCACGAGCUGUUUUAUUUCAAUUUAGUUUCAAGUAAUUUGAUAAUAGUUGAAGAAAGUGUCGCGUGCGAUGGAAAAGCGGAACGUGGAGAAGUUAAACUCACCGUCUGACUUCAUGACGACACAUUUGACAGGUGUGACCUGUGCCUCCUCAUCACUAGCCCUGCUCACUCCAUCUCACUUCACUGUGACCUCGACCCCAACCUUGACCUCUGUGACCCCUGUAUGCUCUGCCCCCUCCCUCCCACCCCAUGGGGCAGAUCCACGGGCCCUCCUCACACACACUCAACCUGAAGCGAUGCAGCUCCACCAGGAGAACCGGAGACUGCUCCACACACUCCACACACACGCCUCACACACACCACUGAGAGAGGAGGUGGAGAGGCUGAAGGAGGAGCUCAGAGAGAGAGACAGCAUCAUCAGCAGGCAGUGUAUUGAGCGAGAGGACUUGUGUGCUGAACUGAAGCAGAGCACACAGAGGGUGCAGCAGAUGUGUGAGCAUCAUGCAGCAGAGCUUUCAGCUUUAACUCACAAUAACUCAGAGCUGAAGAACACACUCCACACUCUCACACAGCAAAUGACAUCACUCAGGCACCAGGUAGAGGAAGUGACAUCAGAGAGAGAUGUGCUGAAGGAACAGCUGAGUGCUCUGAGCAGGGAGAAAGCGGAGCAGGCCGAGACUCUGCACAAGUUACGCACCUACAUCGGCACACACACCAGAGGAGAGGAACAACACACACUCAUAGAGAGGCUGCAGAAGGAGAAAGAAGCAUUGUGUUUAUCUGUUGAGCUGUUGAACGUCCGAGUCAAAUCAGCUAACGACAUCCUGACACUACAGGAGAGAGAGCUGGAGGAGCAGCGUGAUCCUCUCCAUAAAGACAGGUCUGCUCGGUUGUUGAGUUUGUGGAGAGAGAAGGUCUUCAUGCUGCUCGUACAACUACGAUCAAAAGACUCACAACUACACACUGAGAACACACAACUACACCACUCGGUCUCGGAUUUGCAGCAGUUGGUUCAGAAGCUGCAGUCGCACAUUGCCUUAUUACAACACAACCUUCAGGACAAAACCGCACAACUACAGCUGCACAACUUACACACACAGGAGUUGCAGCAACAGCUGUGUAGUGCUGUUGAAGAGAAUGAGAGACUGAAAAAACACAAAGAGAGCAGUGAGAAAUCAACUGAACACCUUACUGAUACUGUGCACAGGAUGAGUGUGUGUGUUGGGGAGUGGGAGAGUCAGAUUGAAGCUGCUCAGUGUCGUAUGAGUGCUUUGACACAGAGACUCAACUUUGCCAGCAUACGUCUCCACACUGUGCACGGUUUGCUGAUGAGGAGAGAAGCUCUAUGGAAAGUACAACAGGCCACAAAACCUGCAGAACCUACAGCCUCAGAUAGCUGCAUUGAGAGACUGCAAUUACAGGUGGAACUUCUGAGCUUGGAGAGAGACACACUCACCCAGGAACUGAAACGAACACCACAACUGAUUAAUAACGCACUGAGAGACCUACAGCUACAGUUGGACAGGAGCAGGGAGGAGUUAGCGGUGUGUGAGUUGCGGUGUGUGGAGGCUCACACCCACUGUGAGGAACAGGAGAGGACCAUUGUCGAGCUGCGUGCUGAGGCCCAUCACACACAGACCAUUCUACAGGAGAAACUCUCUGAGGUGGAGAGUGUGUGUGCCAUGAAGCUUAAAGAGAUGGAGAGUCACCUAAACACAGCAAGGAGAGAACACACUAAAGCAGUUGUAGCCUUGCGCCAGGUGGAGCGAGCAGCUGAGAGAGAGAGACAGCAGGAGAGAGAGGCGGAGAGAGCACGCUCAGAACACACGCACACACACAUCACACAACUACACACACAACUCAAGGAAAAGGACAGAGACCGCCACAUUCUACUGGCUGUGGUUCAGCAGCAGGGUUUGAUGAGUGAGUAUAAAAAGGUGAGAAGAGCAGCGAUACACACAUCUACAGCUCUGACAGAUGAACAACAACAUAAACAACAGCAGCAGACUGGAGACACUGGACAGCAAGAGGGAAGUGUGUUGAAUGUGUUAUGUGAGCUACGCUCUCUCAGCUCAGACCUCAUUCACAGCACAGACGAGGAAGAUGAGGACGAUGAACUAGGACAAGGAGAACACGCACAGAAACACUGAACACACACUCAUAGAGUCAGUAACCACAGAGGGCAUGUACAUUUAUUGUUGAGUUUUUAGUUAUAAUAAUUCAGUCCUGUUGGUAAUGAGUAAUGAGUAAUGUGGGAAUGGAUCUGCAUGUUUUAUUUGAAAAUUGUAAUAAAUAAAUAUUUUUGUUUUUGUUUUAUUUAAACUUUUUUUUGAUUAAUCUUUUAAUUUAUUUAUUCAUUUUCAUGUGAUUCAUUUAUGUAUGAUUCAUUUUCAUGUGAUUCAUUUACUGAUUUGCUUCUCUUUAAAUCCAGUUUUAGACUGUGAUAUUACAAAGGUCUUUCCAGAUUAUUACUUGCUACACUGUAUGAGAUCACCCCAGUAAAGUUGUCUGAAUUCUAGAAUAUAAUAUGUUCACCAUGUAAGGUUUAAAUCCUCUAAAAACAGAUUCGCAAUUGAAUAACAUUACUCUGUUCCAAUUCACAUCCUUCAAAGCACUGGCAUGUUUUGUUUACUCUCACAAUCCCCCAAAACUCCCACACACCCAAAGUCUCCAUAAAACAAAUGAGACAGCAGUGUAUCCUACAGAAACCAAAAGUUGUCCACAAUGUGAAAACAACUCGGAGAGUAAGCUGGACUAACCAACAAAAUGACAUUAAUACAGAAGUAGGUGUAAGAGGAGUGAGUCCACAAACUCUAGGCGAAGUAAUACAACGACGAUAUCUUCAAUAAAAAUCUGAAUACAGAAGCGCUGGAAGGCCGAGUGCAAGAAAUAAAAGAAGAGUGAAAAAGACUCCGCUGUGUAGGUGAUGCAGUUCACCCCGAUAUCAAGAGUUUAACGUAGUCUCCUGCUUCCUCCGCUGAAAUAAAGUCCUUCUGAACACCGUUAUAUGUAAUGCGAAGCCGAGCUGGGUGAAGUAUUCCAUAGCGAGCGCCCUCAAUACCACGAAGUUGAUGCAGAACCUCGUUAAACGCGGCCCGGGCCGUCUUGGCUGUGUAGUCGGGGAAAACGGAGAUGAUCAAAUCCCUCACUUUAAUCCGCUGGAGCUCUCUCGCAUGGCGUAAAAUGUCAACACAGUCACUGUGAUAGUGGAAUCUGCACACGAUAAACAUUAUUUUUAAACCCUGGAUCUGUUACAGAGACCAAGAGUCUCGAGUGAGCAUGGAGCAGAACAGACGUGUAGAGCAGGAGUGUGAGGGAUUAGGCACGUGAGUUAGAGCCAGGGCGUAGGGAGUAAGAGGACUGGGGGCGGCUGUGGAUCAGGGGGUAGAGCGGGUUGUCCACUAAUCGUAGGGUUGGAGGUUCGAUUCCUGGCCCACAUGACUCCACAUACUGAAGUGUCCUCGAGCAAGACACUGAACCCCAAGUUGCUCCCAAGGGCAAGUUAGUGCCUUACAUGGCAGCUCUGCUACUACUGGUGUGUGAGUGUGUGUGUGAUGGGUGAAUGAGACACCGUGUAAAGCGCGUGGAUAAAAGCGUUAUAUAAGUGCGCCAUUUACCAUUUAAAACUGGGAACUGGUCCCUGGAGGUCUAAGGAACUCUUGACAGGAACCUGUUGUAUUAGAGAUAGGAACUAAAGGAGAUAAACUACUGAAGAAGAAAUAGGGACUAAGGAGAACUCUGACCCUGGAGUAAAAGUUAUCAGAACCAAGAUGACCCAGGAGGACCUAGGUCUAGUCACCGAGUAAGAUAAUGACAUAAGAGUAAGUGGUGAUGAGGAGAAAGCAGAUGAAGAACAGGAAAAUCUUAUCAAAUGUUAAAGAUUAGCAUGUGUGUUAUUGUACAUGUAAUAUGUGUUUCUUUUGAACUGAAGUGAUCUCGUGCUACUGACGAUUACAUUCAGUUUAAUGCAGUGAGACAGGAGCAGUGAGACAGGAGCAGUGAGGGAAGUGGAGGUUAAAUGUUUAACUUCCUCUGAAUUCUGAUCUUAAAAAAAAAAACAAUUUGAAAACAGCAGCGUGAGCAGCUUUACUGCAUCUCAUUUACAUAUCACCACACUCAGCCAAUUACAUCACGCCUCAUUAAUACACUACCAUAGUAAUUAGCAUAUCCCCCUCUCUCUCUCUCUGCCCCUCUCUCUGCCUCUCUCUUCCUCUGCCCCUCUCUCUUUCUCUCUGCUCCUCUCUCUCUGCCCCUCUCUCUGCCUCUCUCUUCCUCUGCCCCUCUCUCUUUCUCUCUGCCUCUCCCUCUCUCUGCCCCUCUCUCUCUCCCUCUCUCUCUGCCCCCCUCUCUCUCUCUCUCUCUCUCUGCCUCUCCCUCUCUCUGCCCCUCUCU
Messenger RNA from Ictalurus furcatus (blue catfish), 4457 nucleotides. RefSeq names its product coiled-coil alpha-helical rod protein 1 (gene cchcr1). The record is from RefSeq and is a predicted model, not a curated record. NCBI's taxonomy places the organism in Eukaryota, Metazoa, Chordata, Actinopteri, Siluriformes, Ictaluridae. Gene Ontology annotation, cellular component: centriole. Gene Ontology annotation, biological process: protein export from nucleus; cell differentiation.